CAAAUGUGUCCAGAAGGGUUAACAGGAAGCACAGAGAGGCCUGUUGAUUGUUGUUUGGGGGGGGUGCCAGUUGGAGAGAAAGUGGAAAGGAUUUUGCUGCUGUUGUGUCAUUGAGCAACAAUCAAAAGGAGGACUAAAAAGAGUUUGAAGUGGAAUCUAGAGCCACGGAGAAAUGGACAGGACACAGAUAAAGAAAGAGGAGGGCGACAAGGAGGAGAAGACCGAAAAGGAGGUGGUGCACCUCCGGAGGGAGAUUGGCCUGCUGCCUGCAGUGUCCUUCAUCAUCGGCACAGUGGUGGGGAGCGGGAUCUUCAUCGCACCCAAGGGAGUGCUGAUGAACAGUGGCAGCGUGGGGCUCUCUCUGGUGGUGUGGGCUCUGUGUGGGGUCCUCUCCAUGUUUGGGGCCCUGUGCUAUGCUGAACUGGGCACCAGUUUUACAAAAUCAGGAGGCCACUACACUUAUCUGCUGGAGACACUGGGGCCACUGCCUGCCUUUUUACGACUCUGGGCUGAGUUCUUAUUUAUCAGGCCAGCUGUCGCUUCCUAUGUGUCUCUGGCUUUUGGCCGCUAUGUGGUGGAGCCGUUCUUUGAACCUUGUGCUGCUCCCACGGCACUCAUCAAACUUGUCAGCAUCCUCGGAGUGACGUUUGUCGUGGCAGUCAACUGCUGGAGUGUGACCAUGGCCUCUCGCACUCAGGUCACCUUGACUUUCGUUAAGAUUUUUGCUCUGGUCCUCAUCAUCGUCCCUGGUGUCAUCGCACUGGGCAAAGGCAAAACAGAGAAUUUCCAGAAUGGUUUUGAGGUCGACUCAUUAACAUUGGAUAGGGUGCCACUGGCCUUCUAUAAUGGCCUGUAUGCCUACGGUGGAUGGUUUUAUCUGAACUUUGUCACAGAAGAGGUCAUAAACCCAAAUAGAACCAUCCCGCUGGCAAUAAUCUGCUCCAUGGUGACAGUCACAGUCUUUUAUGUGCUUGUUAAUGUGGCCUACUACACCAUGAUGACCCCCGCUGAGCUGCUGCUGUCUGACGCUGUGGCUGUGACGUUUGCGAACCGUGCUCUCCAGGGAAUGGCAUCUGUGAUUCCCAUUCUUGUGGCCCUAUCCUGCCUUGGAGCGCUUAACGGUGGCUUCUUUGGGUCACCCAGGAUGCUGUUUGUGGGAGCCAGGGAGGGCCACUGGCCUCAAAUCUUUUCCAUGAUUCACAUUCGCAGACAAACACCUUUGCCUGCCGUGCUGUUACUGUACCCCUUGGUGGUGUUGAUGUUAAUCAAUGGAGAGAUCUACCAGCUCAUCAACUUUGCCUCCUUUGCUCGCUGGUUCUUCAUCGCCUUGGCAACCUUGGGGAUGCUCAUCCAUCGAUAUCGCUUCCCCCUCCACCCACGACCUUUCAAGGUGCCCCUGGUCAUUGCUGUCACCUUCACAGUGGUUUGCUUCUUCAUCGUGGGUCUGUCUCUGUACUCAGACCCCUGGAACACAGGGCGAAGCUGUGCUCUCACACUGACCGGGGUCCCAGUUUACUAUGUGACGGUUUACCGCUUUCGCUUGCCCCAUAGAUGGAGACGCAUCUUCAACUACUGCAGCAAGCAGCUACAGAUCCUUCUAGAAGUGGCUCAACAGGAAGUCCAGACAUACUGAAGACCACAAAGACCUCUUUCUACUGACAGACUUCCUGGAUAUCACCUUAAUAAGUCCUAGAACAUUGUAAUGUUUACAGUUUGAACCAGUGUUUGAUACUAAAUGAAUUUUAAGAGGCUGGUGUAUCAGGCUUCUCUUGUAGAAGCUUAGGCUGGAACAAGAGGUACUUUUCUCUGUUGUUAUCAUUCUUCAUGAAGAUCUGAAGUUCUGCUCAAGAUCUUAUUUUUUACAAAGUUCUGUAAGAACCAAUAAAAUCAUUUUUGAAUCAGACAAUCUAUAAAA
This is a messenger RNA of Dicentrarchus labrax (European seabass), 1915 nucleotides long. RefSeq names its product cystine/glutamate transporter. Gene Ontology annotation, biological process: amino acid transmembrane transport. Gene Ontology annotation, molecular function: L-amino acid transmembrane transporter activity. NCBI's taxonomy places the organism in Eukaryota, Metazoa, Chordata, Actinopteri, Moronidae. The transcript has 13 exons. The record is from RefSeq and is a predicted model, not a curated record. The coding region runs from base 173 to 1633 and encodes 486 amino acids. Gene Ontology annotation, cellular component: membrane.